AUGAUAAAUCUAGGGAAGUUCAAGUUGCCUCCGUUGAGGAAUGUGCUGGACGUGACGAUGCAGACGGUCAGGCAGCAGAUGCCUGAGAAGCCAGGUGCUCCACCGCGUCCUCCGCAAAACGUCAGGUUCGCGAAUUUAGACAACAUGGGUGAAAGCUGCGAACUUUCAACAAUGAAUGAAACCACAUCACCGACUUACCAGUCAACAAACCCUACGAACCCUUUCCUUAGUGGAGCGCUGCAGGCUGAAGACUCCUUCACCAGCUAUCAGAACACUUAUCCCCAGCAAGACGGGGCUCCAAGGACUCAAAGUAUGCAAAGCGUAGAUUUCUACGCGUCAUCUGAAGAAGGAGGUUUCGAGGAAGGCGGUGGCCCACCAGGCGCGAAGAUCAAUGAAUAUCAAGCAGCUUGGAAUGUUACCAACGCUAUUCAGGGUAUGUUCGUAGUGUCCCUGCCGUUCGCUGUGCUCCAAGGCGGUUACUGGGCGAUCGCUGCCAUGAUCGGCAUCGCCCACAUUUGCUGCUACACCGGUAAGAUCCUCGUCGAAUGCCUCUAUGAAGACGACCCUGUAUCCGGCCAACGUGUCAGAGUCCGUGACUCCUACGUCAGCAUCGCUAAAGAAUGCUUCGGCAGAAAAUAUGGCGCUAGAAUUGUAAAUAUCGCUCAAAUUAUUGAACUUGUGAUGACAUGUAUUCUGUAUGUCGUUGUUUGUGGCGAUCUCAUGAUAGGAACUUUCCCUGACGGCGCUAUUGACGCUCGCUCUUGGAUGAUGUUGACAGGAAUAUUUCUUCUGCCACUGGCUUUCUUGAAGUCUUUGAAAAGCGUCAGUAUGCUGUCAUUCUGGUGCACCAUGAGUCACUUGAUCAUUAACGCCAUUGUUCUGGGUUACUGUAUUCUUAACAUCGGUGACUGGGGCUGGGGUAAGGUAAAAUGGACUUUGGAUUUUGAAAACUUUCCGAUCAGUCUGGGUGUCAUUGUUUUCUCUUACACUUCGCAGAUAUUUCUGCCCACCUUAGAAGGUAACAUGGAGGAUCGAUCGAAAUUCGAGUGGAUGUUGGAUUGGUCGCACAUUGCCGCUGCUGCAUUCAAGUCUAUUUUUGGAUACUUGUGCUUUUUGACUUUCCAAAACGAUACCCAGCAAGUGAUCACAAAUAAUCUUCGCUCUGCUGGGUUCAAAGGUCUUGUAAACUUUUUCCUUGUAAUCAAGGCAGUACUGAGUUACCCUCUGCCAUACUACGCGGCCUGUGAUUUGCUGGAGCGUGCUCUAUUCAGAGGCAAACCUAAGACAAUUUUCCCUGUAAUUUACGCUCUAGACGGCGAGCUAAAAGUGUGGGGACUUGCUUGGAGACUGGGUGUGAUAAUGUUCACAAUUUUGAUGGCAAUAUUUAUUCCCCAUUUCGCUAUUUUGAUGGGUUUCAUCGGUAGCUUCACAGGAACCAUGUUGAGCUUCAUUUGGCCAGCGUACUUCCACCUCAAACUGAAGGGCAAUACACUUGAAAGUACGAGGAUUGCGUACGAUUACUUUAUCAUUGCUCUCGGGGUGCUCUUUGGAGUCAUCGGUAUGUACGACUCUGGCUCGGCUCUGAUCAAAGCCUUCAAAAUAGGUUUGCCGUUCUAA
This is a messenger RNA of Spodoptera littoralis (African cotton leafworm), 1617 nucleotides long. Lineage: Eukaryota; Metazoa; Arthropoda; Insecta; Lepidoptera; Noctuidae. The record is from the annotation of a GenBank genome assembly.